Molecule: messenger RNA, 1869 nt
Organism: Klebsormidium nitens
Lineage: Eukaryota; Viridiplantae; Streptophyta; Klebsormidiophyceae; Klebsormidiales; Klebsormidiaceae
Source: the annotation of a GenBank genome assembly
AUCAUGCACACCCUGACCUUCCUUGCAAGCGCCCGAAAGGAGCUUCAAGAUUUCCAGAUUGCGAGGAACGUCAGCCCUGCCUUGACGUGCAGACUGCCCGAGCUUCCUUCUUCUUUCUGACAAGCUGAGAGAAGUACAUGUGCAAUCAACAACGGUCAAUGCGAUGCUCAACAGCGAUCUGAUCCGAUGUCGAUGGAGUUCUGCCGUGCUUCAGCAUUUCUCGCAGAGUACUUAUACCAACCACCACCGGGUGCUCAGAUCGCCGCAACCUAAGCUUCAAUCUCUUUCCUUGCCAAUUUUCUCAGCUCUGACCUAAAAUCCACUCUAGUCAACCAGCUCAACAAGUUGUGUAAGCGGUACUCAGGCUCAGCAACUGAUCCACCGCCUGCAGCCAGAAUGGUGCACAUCUUUCUUACCGGCGCAUCGGGCUACAUUGGGUCCGUCGUGGUAGACCUUGCGCUGAAAGCGGGACAUUCGGUGCGGGGCUUGGCGCGGAGCGAGGCGUCUGCUGCCAAGCUCAGGGCGAAGGGAGUGGAGCCCGUGAUUGGGGACCUGUUCUCUCUGGACGUUUUGGCAGCAGAGGCGAAAAAGGCGGAUGCAGUUCUCCACCUUGCGUUCAUCCACGACUUCGACAAAUAUGACGAGGCCGUCGCGCAAGACCAGCGGGUGAUUGCCACGUUCACGGAGGCCCUGGCCGGAACCAACAAAGUGCUUGUUGUGACCUCAGGAACCGGUGUGCUUCAAGACACCGGCGACAUGAUUGCUGACGAGCGCACGGCGAUCCAGCCUGGAGGGGGAGCGGCCGAACGGGCGAUCGCUGAGCAGAUGUGCGUUCAGGCUGCCAGCCGUGGGAUCCGGAGCGCAGUGAUGCGGCUGUCUCUCCACGUGUACGGCCGCAACGGGAGCCACUUCAUCCCCAUCCAGAUUGCCACGGCGGAAAAGGACGGGGUUGCGCGUUACAUUGGAGAGGGUUCGAACGUGACGACCGUCGUGCACGUGGAUGACGUGGCGGCCGCGUUCGUCUUGGCUGUGGAGAAGCCUUUCACGCCAGGUACCAUUUUCCAUCUGGGCGACAAAUACGACACGGGAAUGACCGGGAAAAAGAUCGCCGAGGCGAUCGCGCAGCGGCUUUCCUUGUCCCAGGUGCAAAGUGUUUCGUUCGAGGAGGCGUCCGUAGUUUGGGGCCCUUUUCUGGCGUGGGCCUUUUCGCUGACCAACCAGUAUAGCUCGGGGCUGGCGGAGAAAGAGCUCGGGUGGUCUGUUCCCGAGGGGCGGUCCGUCCUUAAGUACAUAGCGGAGAGCGGUCGGGUGGAAGCUUGAGUUUGGUCGGUUGAGUUCUCGCUGGCCGGGGGCGGGUUAAUGCGCGAAUCAAGUAGUUUAGCGUAACAGUAAUUUUUGGAUGUUGGAACGGGAUACGAUAAGCUAGAGCGGAGCCAUACAUAGUCAAAAGUAGCCUUGAGUAAAACUCAGUGUUGUAAUACCUGACGUGUCCUGCAGCGUAUAUAUCUGUCAAUAUAUGUAAUUACGAAGAAUUUUCUAGCUCUCGCCAAGCGUCCAAUAUGCAAGCAGUAAACAUACGGGGGGAUCAUUGGAGUCGUGAAACGCAUGCCGCUAUGCUGCUAUACAAUUAAGGCCGCUUUCACUUUGCAUGGGAAGCCCCCCCUCGCAUCACGGAAGCCUACAGCUGCAAUAUUAUACCGCGCGUCUGCCACCGGCACAAGUUGGCACAAGUACAUACAAGAGUUGAAGACCUCAAGCUGCGGGCCGAAGAUCGCCCGGUCAGUGAUACUGCAUGCCACAAUACAUUCUGAUAUACUCAAAGUGUUCUUAAGUAGAACUUGAUACCCUGUACAAUUUUAGAAGGUGGAA